GAUCUCGGACCUGACGGAGCAGCUCGGCGAGCGAGGGAAGAGUGUUCACGAGUUGGAGAAGAUCAGGAAGCAGCUGGAUCAGGAGAAGCAGGAUCUGCAAGCAGCGUUGGAGGAGGCAGAGGCCACGCUGGAGCACGAGGAGGGGAAGAUCCUUCGCUCGCAGCUGGAGUACAGCCAGCUGAAGGCGGACACGGAGCGGAGGCUGGCGGAGAAGGAGGAGGAGAUGGAACAGGCCAAGCGCAACCAGCAGCGUGUGGUGGAGUCGCUGCAGAGCUCGCUGGAGGCCGAGACCCGCAGCCGCAACGAGGCGCUGCGCGUGAAGAAGAAGAUGGAAGGAGACCUCAACGAGAUGGAGGUGCAGCUGAGCCUGGCCAACCGGCAGGCAGCCGAGGCCCACAAACAGGGCAAGGUCCUGCAGGCCUCGCUCAAGGAGGUGCAGCUGCAGCUGGAUGACGCGUUGCGGCAGGGCGAGGAGCUGAAGGAGACGGCGGCCAUGGCGGAGCGGCGGGGGAACCUGCUGCAGGCCGAGCUGGAGGAGCUGCGGGCCCAGCUGGAGCAGACAGAGCGAGGACGCAAGCUGGCCGAGACCGAGCUGAUCGAGAGCAGCGAGAGGGUGCAGCUGCUGCACUCGCAGAACACCAGCCUGAUCAACCAGAAGAAGAAGCUGGAGGUGGACAUCGGGCAGCUGCAGGCCGAGGUGGAGGACUCACUGCAGGAGUGUCGCAACGCUGAUGAGAAGGCCAAGAAGGCCGUGACCGACGCAGCCAUGAUGGCGGAGGAGCUGAAGAAGGAGCAGGACACCAGCGCCCACCUGGAGCGAAUGAAGAAGAACAUGGAGCAGACCAUCAAGGACCUGCAGCACCGGCUGGACGAGGCCGAGCAGAUCGCCAUGAAGGGGGGCAAGAAGCAGAUCCAGAAACUGGAGGCUCGGGUGCGGGAGCUGGAGAACGAGCUGGAGGCGGAACAGCGAAGGUGCUCGGAGGCGGUGAAGGGCGCCCGCAAGUUCGAGAGGCGCAUUAAAGAGCUGACCUACCAGACAGAGGAGGACCGCAAGAACAACAUCCGACUGCAGGAUCUGGUAGACAAACUCCAGCUCAAGGUCAAAGCCUACAAGAGAUCGGCUGAGGAGGCGGAAGAGCAGUCGAACACCAACCUGGUGAAGUUCCGGAAGCUUCAGCAUGAGCUGGACGAGGCUGAGGAGAGAGCGGACAUCGCGGAGAGUCAGGUCAACAAACUGAGGGCCAAGACCAGAGAUGUCAGCACCAAGAAACUGCUGGCCGAGGAGUGAACUCUGCUGAGAAUGUUCCAGAACUUCCCCUGUAAAAUUUCUGUAGAAUAAAAGUCAUCAGCAAAGUU
Pristis pectinata (smalltooth sawfish) is the source of this 1356-nucleotide messenger RNA. RefSeq names its product myosin-7. The transcript is spliced from 9 exons. NCBI's taxonomy places the organism in Eukaryota, Metazoa, Chordata, Chondrichthyes, Rhinopristiformes, Pristidae. The record is from RefSeq and is a predicted model, not a curated record. Gene Ontology annotation, cellular component: myosin complex. The coding region runs from base 224 to 1288 and encodes 354 amino acids.